AUUAAAUGAAGUUCAAGCUUCUAAUUCCAACUCUCUUAUGCACAUUUCUCUCUUCAUCAUUUUAUAUAGCAUCACCCCAAGCUCUACAUACCACCAUCAACACAACCGCGAGUACAAUUGCUACAACCCCUUUUGACUCUGAUGGUCAUGAGGUCCAACAAGGAUCAAAGUACUACAUAAGUCCAGUUGGCUCCAACAACGAUAAUGGUGGUGGCAGUGACGGCGGCGGUGGUCUUGCUCUUGCUUCACGGGACGGUUUUUGCCCUCCUUUUGUCAUACAAGUAAACAACCAACUUUCAAGAGGCUUUUCUCUUAGGUUCUUACCACUUGACUCCAAACAAAACUCUAUAAUAGCCUUAUCAAGUGAUCUCAAUAUUGUGUUUAAUGCGGCAACAAUAUGUGUCCAAUCUACUGUAUGGAGGAUUAGUAAUGGUAGUGUUGGAGGUAAUUAUAGUAAUCCUAAUGAAGUUGUGGCUGCAGGGCGAAAGUAUUACGUGAGGAGUGGCGGUGUGGUUGGGCAACCGGGGGUGGCUACGGUGAACAAUUGGUUUAGAAUUGAGAAAGUUAGGGACAUUGGAUACAAGUUUGUGUUUUGUCCAAGUGUUUGUAGUAGUUGUAAAGUUGUAUGUGGGGAUGUUGGUGUUUCGGAAGAAAAUGGAAACAAAUGGCUUGCUCUUCAUGACCAACCAUUUCUCUUUACUUUCAAAAAGGCUUGAUUGAUGAUCGGUUUUUUAACUUGUAUCAACUACUCGUAGUUCUAAUGCGAGAAUCUGUUUUUGUACCCAUAUAUCAUAUAUAAAAGAAAUGUUUUACCAUGUGAAAGAUUACAUAUGU
Molecule: messenger RNA, 834 nt
Organism: Erigeron canadensis
Lineage: Eukaryota; Viridiplantae; Streptophyta; Magnoliopsida; Asterales; Asteraceae
Product: miraculin-like
Exons: 1
Coding region: 6-716 (236 amino acids)
Molecular function (GO): endopeptidase inhibitor activity
Source: RefSeq, a predicted model, not a curated record